Messenger RNA from Monopterus albus (swamp eel), 1608 nucleotides. RefSeq names its product lectin, mannose-binding 2 (gene lman2). Gene Ontology annotation, molecular function: D-mannose binding. Gene Ontology annotation, biological process: endoplasmic reticulum to Golgi vesicle-mediated transport. The record is from RefSeq and is a predicted model, not a curated record. Bases 238 to 1236 code for a protein of 332 amino acids. NCBI's taxonomy places the organism in Eukaryota, Metazoa, Chordata, Actinopteri, Synbranchiformes, Synbranchidae. The transcript is spliced from 8 exons. Gene Ontology annotation, cellular component: endoplasmic reticulum membrane; COPII-coated ER to Golgi transport vesicle; endoplasmic reticulum-Golgi intermediate compartment.
UCGCAAUUAAAACAUAUAGAGCAAGUUAGCGUUUUGGUGCCGCUAAAAUGUUGGUCUUUAUACGAGCAUUAUUUUAGAAAUACAUAGAGGAAAAAAUACUUAUAUAGAAAGGUCUUUAAUAAAUAUCAGUCAUGUGGGUUCUUUCCGGAGGACAAUAGAGAAGGGACCGGAUCGAUUUAUGGAGUUUCGAACAGUAAAUUUGUUUAGAGAGUUUUUCUCGCAGGCUGUUUAAUCACAAUGGGAAACUUUAAAGCAUUUCUGAGCACUACACUGGUCUUUUUGAUAUUUAAGAUGUGUCUGGUGUGUUGUGAUAUAACGGACGGAAACGCAGAACAUCUGAAGAGAGAGCACUCGUUAAUGAAACCAUAUCAAGCUGUUGGCAGUCAGUGGGACUUCUCAGGAAGCACGUUGGUGACGAGCUCAUAUGUCCGGCUCACUCCAGAUGAGAGAAGCAAGCAGGGAUCCAUCUGGAAUAUUGUGCCUUGUUUCCUGAAGGACUGGGAGAUGCAUGUGCAGUUCAAGGUUCAUGGGUCAGGAAAGAAGAAUCUCCAUGGUGAUGGCAUCGCAAUCUGGUACACAAAGGACAGACUGCAUCCAGGACCUGUGUUUUCCGACAAUGCUGUCUUCCACGGGCUGGCCGUUUUUAUAGAUACUUACUCUAACGAUGAUGCGACGGACCGUUCCUUCCCGUAUAUUUCGGCCACGGUGAACAACGGCUCGGUGAGCUAUGACCAUGGCAAAGACGGCCGAUCGUCAGAGCUGGGAGGCUGCUCGGCUGAGAUCAGGAACACAGACCAUGACACCUACCUCGCCAUCCGCUACUCCAAAGGAAGACUCACUGUGAUGGUUGAUGUGGAUGACAAGAACGAAUGGAGGGAGUGCAUUGAUAUCGGAGGCGUUCGUCUUCCUACUGGAUAUUUCUUUGGUGCCUCAGCAGCCACAGGAGAUCUGUCUGAUAACCAUGACAUCAUCUCGAUGAAGCUCUACCAGCUGAUGGUCGAGCACACCCCUGAGGAGGAGAACCUGGACUGGACCAAGAUCGAGCCCAGCGUCAGCUUCCUCAAGUCUCCUAAAGACAACAUUGAUGAUCCUACUGGAAACUUCCGUGGCACACCCCUCACAGGCUGGAAGGUCUUCCUGCUUCUGCUGUGUGCCCUGCUGGGAAUUGUAGUGUGCGCUGUGGUGGGAGCUGUAGUUUUCCAGAAGAGACAGGAAAGGAACAAAAGGUUUUACUGAGGAGAGAGAAGAACCUUAUCCGAGAGGUGUUUGUUGUGGAUUGAACUGUUUCCAGACAGGUGGAGCACAUUCAAUGUGAUUUUUUCUGAAGAUUGUACAAAUGUUUAUAUCUUUGAAGCACUGCAUUUGUUGAGAGUGAAUUGUGAUAACUUGUUGGUAAGAAGGUGCAGAACAAGUAGCGACCAUCAUGAGCGACCAUGAUAAAUGCCGUUUUGUCUUUGUGUUCGGUCAUUGCAGUCUUAUAACGGGCUUACUGUCACUUACAAACUUUGAACUCUGAAGAUUGUGUUAAACAGGUGCCUCAGACUGUUUUACCUGAGUUUUGGAAGACAAAAGGUACACACACAAAUCAUUAAAAACUUUAGGUGAGAA